This is a messenger RNA of Drosophila bipectinata, 2600 nucleotides long. RefSeq names its product WD repeat-containing protein CG11141. Gene Ontology annotation, molecular function: protein binding. Lineage: Eukaryota; Metazoa; Arthropoda; Insecta; Diptera; Drosophilidae. The record is from RefSeq and is a predicted model, not a curated record.
GGCCCGUUCGAGAGUUGCCAGAUCUCGCAACCUGUCUAUGUUUUGUUAAUUGUUGAUAAAAGGAAACCCCGAGGCUGUUUCGAGGAGCAGGCAUCAUGGCCAGCAGCAAGGAGUUGUGCUCCAUCCGGGAGUGGGCACCUCUGACGGAGCUGAUCGACCGCAUUCCAGCAAGACUGCAGCGGGGGUUCUUUCCGGCGAAUCUCAACCUGACCUGUGUGGACGCCUCCGAGGACUUCCUGGCAGUGGGCAGUGACGCGGGCAUUGUUUUCUGGCACAAUCGCCGUACGGGCGAGAUGCAAAAGCUAAAGGCAGAGGUUGCUACCCGAAUAACGUGCGUGCGGAUCGUGAACUCGGUGGAGUUUAUGGUGGCAGCUGGGUGCGCCAAUGGCCAGGUCAGCGUAUUCCAAAUACAGAAGGAGCUACCGCGGGACCUCGACCUGGUGGCCCCCUGCACUCGGAAUCGUCCCAUCGAACGCUACACCAUCAGGGACUUGCACAAGUGCGUGGUCAGCUGCUGCGAAUGGUCAAAAAAUGGAAUGAAGCUCUACUCCGGUGAUCGCCAAGGUGUAGUGGUGCUCACGGAAUUCGAUUACCAGGCGCAUCUUAGCAAGUCCGUGGAGAUUCUCAGUGAGGCGUACGAGAUCGUGCAACUCAGUAUCCAUCAACGACAUCUACUUGUGUGCACCCUUUACCGGUGCAUCGUCUGCCAUCAAGAUCCGUCCACGGCUCAGUGGAGCAUAACUCAGGUGGGCAAGAAGGACCGCAAGCAGCUUAUCGAUUGUGGCGGCAUAUUUCUCCAGAAACCUGGGAACAACGGGCCCCAGCUCAUUUGUGGUCGUCCAGGGCUCCGUUUUUGGGUUGCAGACCCGUCUGGUAACGUAUCCAAAACCAUACUGUUCCGGGACGCUGUAAUGCGGAGUCCCUCGUGGGAGAUACCAAUCCUCAAUCCGAAGCACCGCAGUGAUUCAUCAAGCAGCCAUCAUCCGCCAGCAGCUGCGGCUUUCGGUCCACUGGGACCAUCUGGCACCGGGGACACCGCCAUGGGUUAUGUGGCUAGUAGCAACUUUCGGCAACUUUACUUGUACAACAGCCACGACUCGCUGCUAGUAACACACGAUGAUUCCACCCUAUAUCUUUUGAACCUGGAUCGUCUUAAGGUCGAGGCCGUAGCACGUGGAUUCCGAAAGAUUCUCGACUUUUGCGUCUGUGGUAAGGAGAUUUUUGUACUGGAGGGGGAACGCUCUCUUCUACGCUUGGCUCCACUUCCCGAGCCGCCUUGCAAGACCACGAAGGUUAUUUUCAAUCCUCUCAUGCCGCCUCCCAUUCCUGUUUUGGGAGCAUCUCACUUUUCGCAGCUGGAGUCACCGCCUGAGGUGGAAGCGGAAGUCGCUCUUCAAAAAGCUGAGGAAUGCUUCGAGCUACCAGCUGAAGAGCAGCUGGACCUCAAUGUUCCUAUUGAGCUGGCAGUGGAAUCACCACUGGCCCAGCAAAAUCGUCGUCUGGAAAUAUUCCGUCGCAUUGGAGAGAUGGAGUUUGAUCCGUCCAUCGUCCACUCCAGCAGAAAAACAUCCGUCGUUAAUCCGCCGGUGAACACUAGUUUGGGUAUCGUAGAAAUCGGUCAUGAGACAAAAGAGCUUCGAUUACCUCUAACUAAUGCAGCCACAUUAAUGGAUGCCAGCUACUGUCAGCUGGAAAACAAUGGACUUGCCUCGCCGUUGGACAUGAAGGCUGCUCUUCUACAGCAUCUGCCAGAAGUCCUCAGCCCAACCGUAUUGGAGGAGUCCACUGAAUCCAAGACUAAACCGCUGCCCGAAGAACUGCAUCUGCCAGACGUACAACUGAUGGAACCUACCAAAGAUCAGAUGCGGUCUCCUGAAACUCCAAAGCUCAGUGAGUCACUGAUCAAAUGUUAUCCCACGCAACUGGACGAGGCCUGUGUACAGAACGUCGUCGAAGAUAGCAUCGUUGAUCGCGGUGAGGAUUAUUACGCUGGCCAGCCCGUAGAUGGUAUACAAGCCUUGGCACCAUCAAAGCCCAAGGUGGCACCUUUAAAAUUCGUAAAGACUCAACCCAAACCGGCGUUGGCUGUGGAGGAUGGCGAGGACGGAGAGUACUCCAGUUUCCUUCCCGAUUUUCGGCGGGCAGGAGAUCCGCUGCGAAAAGAAGCACCAGCCACAAGCGACUCCAACACAUCUAGCGAGUGGGAGUUUCUGGACAACUAGUUCAGUAUUAUCCAUAAGUGCACACAAUUAGUUGCCUAUUAUUUUAUUAUUUUGUGCACUUGAUGUUUCCAUUUAGUUGCAUUAUUGAAAAAAAGUGUUGUGUUUAUCAAAUUGUGAUCACCAUUAUUUAUACAUUUUUCUAUACGAUUGUAAAUAAUUUAAGACAUAAGCUUAAAGGUUUUUGCCAACUUAAUCAUCUCACCAUGUAUUAGAAACCCAAAUAGUUUAGCAUUGGAAAAGACACCUGUGAAAUUAUAUAAAUUAUGAUCUAUCAGUAUACCCUAAGUUGCCUAAGAUAUUCAAAUGCUUUAAGUAUAUGCCACAUAAGUUCAAGGUCGCUUUGCAUACACAAAAUAUAUUUAUUUUAUACAAAUGCAA